AGUAACAAAGGUGAUGGCGACUGAUUUUAACAAAAAUGGGGUAUGGGAUACAGAGGACAGUAAGAUUGCAGCUGAGAAGAUUAUUAAAGCAGGAAACCUUAAAGGAGCUAAAGCUGAAGAAGUACGUAUGUUUUAUCUCCAAGUCCCAUAUUACUUCGACACCUCGAACAAUAUAACAGAAUGGCUUCUUGGGGACUACAACUAUAGCAAGGACUUGAACAGCCGACCCUAUGUCUAUGAAUACAUGGCAACAUGGUUCAGAGCCCUGGAUUUGAAUGGGGAUGGUGUCAUUGAUCUGAAAGAAUACAAGGUUUUCUGGGAUGCCUAUGACCUUGACCUUAAUUAUAUGAAGCGCCAGUUUGACUAUAUUGAUGAGGAUAAAGAUGGCAAGAUAACAUCUCAGGAGUUUGUUGAGGCAGUUCUCGACUAUUUUUACAACACCGAGGAAAAUGAUAACAUCUUUUGGGGACCGCUUCAAGAUUUUCAAAUGAUUUAAGUCAUUGUAGAC
Owenia fusiformis is the source of this 508-nucleotide messenger RNA. Lineage: Eukaryota; Metazoa; Annelida; Polychaeta; Sabellida; Oweniidae. The record is from the annotation of a GenBank genome assembly.